CCUUGCUGCUCGCCAAUAGCAGCGCCAACAAGAGCAAGAAGAACAACAGGCCGUCUCCAGCAUGGUCGGUAAAAAGAGCACCGACAACAUGGCGUCCUGGACUCCGGAGGAGGACCGCAAAAUCCUCCAGCUGUAUGCACUUGAGGGUCGUAAAUGGGGCCGCAUCGCCGACGGCCUCAUCAACCGCAGCCCGGCUUCCGUUCGCAACCGCUACCUCAGAAUCGAGCUCGGGCAGCAAGCGCGACGCCUCGGCCUCGCCAAGAACCGCUGCGCCGCAUGUGGGCAGCCUAAGCUGGGCCACGUGUGCUCGGCGAAGACCUCCGGCUUCUCGCGCGCCGCCUCUCUCCUCACCGCCGUCCGUCCGUCGGGCCCGGCUGCUGCGCCGCCGCCGACGAUGCAAACCGCUCAGACGCCGCUGCACGUGAGGCCGCUGAUCCUCAGCGUGCCGGACCCGUCGUCGCCGCUCUCGCCCUCGUCGCCGCUCUCGCCCACCACUUCGCUGCCGCCCUCCCACCCGCCGCCCGUUUUGCGAGCCUUCGCGUAUGCCAUUCCCAUCGGCUGGCUGCCGAUCCAACCGAGCAUGACCUCGGCGAGGGCGGCGCCGCCCCCCGCCCCUCCGCCCACUGCCCCUCCGCCGCUCGUACGGCUGCCGACGGAACCGGUCCUACACCCGCUCACGACGGCGCACUCUGUCUACUACGCGCGGCUGGCAAAGGCGGGCCCGGACAUCUGAUCGCACUUUGCAUGUGUGUCACGGUGGCGAGUGGCAUGUCUCUCUCUCUCUCUCUCUUUCUCUUCUCGUCUGCGCAUGUGCAUGUCCCUCACAUUCCCUCAU
Molecule: messenger RNA, 835 nt
Organism: Emiliania huxleyi CCMP1516
Lineage: Eukaryota; Haptophyta; Isochrysidales; Noelaerhabdaceae
Exons: 6
Coding region: 89-733 (214 amino acids)
Source: RefSeq, a predicted model, not a curated record